UCUUUACAUUGAUUCUGUUACUGGGUUGAAGAGAGAAGGACAAAGAAGAAUCAUAAUUUAUAUAUCUACACUUGUCUGUUCGUUGGUUGAGUGUGGAAAAUGGAUGAAUUUUUCGAUGGCCUAGGUUGUAGAUUGAGGUCAUCAGGAAUGGUAGCAGAUUCGGUAAUGAUUGGGAUUGUGAAUUCUGCCAUGGAAGAAAGAUUUGAUAAAGUGUGUUCUAAGGAAGGGAACAUAGAGAGAUUGAAUGAGAAGUCAAGGUUCUAUGAAUUGGCAAUAUUGCAACUGGAAUGGUGUUUAAAGUUUUUGCAGGAAGAGAUAGACAGCUACAUUGUUGAGAACAAACCUGAACGUGAGAGGUUGGUGUCAGAUUUAACAGAAACCAGAGAUCGGAUUCAGAGACGGCUGGAGGAAACUGAGGUUGCUAUCUCAGAGAAGGAUCGAGAGUUGAAUGAGAGAUUGGAAAAUGAAUUGAAGCUUAGACAAGCUCUGGAAAUGAAAGAUAGGGAGCUCAAAUCAUUGCAUUCAAACCCUAAGCCUAAAAGAACUAAAAGUGAGGGAGCAGAGAGCAGUUGGGUCGAUUGGGAUAAGGGUGUAGAUGGUGAGUUUAGUGAAUUGAGGAACACUGUUGAUCAGAAGUUCUGGAAUAUUAAACAGACACUCAAGGAUGAACAGAUAAAUUUAACGAGGGGUAUGAGAAAAAUUAACCACCACCAUUCGGGUGCUUUCAAUUCUGAACCUGAUGAAGAAUUGAUGGGGGAGAAAAGAAAUUGGCAGAUUUGUAGAAAGACAGUUGAGUUUUAUGAGUUUUAUGAGAAUAAUAAAAGUUGUGAAAUUGAGCCAUUGAAUUUUUCUUCAAGGCCAGAACUGAACACAGGAUUUGAAAAGAUGGGUUCAGACAUAGACAUCCUAAAAGAGACACUAGAUCUUGCUUUUGGGAUGAUGGACAAUGCCAUUUCCUUGUCAGAGGUGGGGCCAAUUGAACAGCAAUGGAGGUGUAACAUUGAGAAAGACAUAUCUGCAAUUGUGUGUAGGGGUUUCCUAAGUGAUAUCCAAAAGAAUUUUGAAUCAAAAGUAAGUGAGGGGAGAAAGAAAGUUACUCUAGGCUUGCUGGGUGCUAGUUGGUCAAAUUUGAUGGAUGAGAUGACAGAACUGCGUCAGGAACUUGAACUAUUGGUUAGUCAAACAGUGAUUCCGGUAAAAGACCGUGACUCAGCCACUGUUCCAUCUCAAUCAGAUGCAGGAUACAAGGUUACAGUUCAAUCUACAAAUCAUUCGAGAGAGAGCAGUGUUUCUGAAGGUGAUUGUGGUUCUGCUGUGGGCAGAUGUGACAUGUCCAACGGAGCCUCUGUGAAGGUUGAUAAACUAGAGCAUAUGGAAGAGCCACUUAAAGAUGAUCAAGCAGGUGGCAGUUGUAACUUCGUCUCUAAGAUUGUAAGAAAUCAUGAGUCUAUCAUAAGGCAAAAAAAUGAAGAGCUGAAUUGGCUGAAGGGAGAAAUUCUAAGAGAAAAGGGAUCUUCAAGCUCGAGAAAGGAUAAGGAUUCUGAUAGUCUCAAGAAAAGGAUCCUUGAUAUUAUUGUGAGACUAGACAAUACUAUCAAAGGGAGUGACAAUCUGGAUGCAAAGUAUGAUGACUACGAAUGUAUUAGUGAGGACAAAAUUUUGCCUUCUAAGAGUUUAUCACAAUAUGGGUUAGCAAGCGACAAAACAGCAGCCAUUCAUGAUAUGUCAAAGGUUCCUGAGAAAGUGGACAGAGAACCACAUUUUUGUUCAGUUGAUUCAGACAUGAGAGAGGUAAUAAAGCAACUAAAACAAGAAAGAGAAGAUUCAAGUUUCCAAACCAUGAUAGCUGAAGAUAUUUAUGUUAUUUUUCUAAGGAAGGAAGUGAAGGAUCACCUUGAGUUAUAUAAUAAUUUUGACACAGAAAGCCUAAUAAAGGAGGAUGUCUUUAAAGAUUUCUUCAGGAAAAUGGUGGAUGAAUGGAACAACGAUGUCGAAAGCUAUAAGUUUGAAAGCCAAAUUAAGGAAGAGAUAUAUCAAAUUGUUUUCAGCGAGGUAGUCAGGGAUUUUUGCUGCAGGGACUGCUUAACCUCAAAAGAAUGUCUGGAAGCAAGGACUGAAUGCGUGGUUCUGGAAGAUUUCUCUUCUACCGACAAUAUGAAUGAACAAUUAGAGGAUCUGGUGAGGGAGGAUGUGUUAAUGAUUUACUUGCAGGAAAUUGUGAAAGAAUGGAAUAAGGCAAUAGAAAGUUAUGACACUGAGGGCCACAUCGGAAAUGAAUGGCAGGAAGCAAGAACUGAAGUCCUCUCUCCUGAAGACUCCUUAUCUGCCGACAAUUUGGUUCAAAAUAUGGAUGGUAUAAUAACGGAUGGUGUUUUAGCUGUUUACUUACAGGAAAUGGUUAAAGAAUGGAACAAAGCCAUAACAACUUAUUCCAUGGAAAGCUGCAUCAGAGAAGAGCUAUAUCAAACAGUGUCGAGUGAGGGUGUGAAAGAUAUUCGUAGCACCCUUAGUUUCACCUCAACAGAAUAUCAAGAGAACUGGGGAAAAGACAACCUUCUGAAAGAAUUGCCGUCUAGAAACCUGUUGAAUCAAAAUUUAGGGGAACUAAUAAGGGUGGAUGUGCAUGCAGUUUUCUUAAGGGAAAUGGUCAAGGAAUUGAACAGGGAUAUAGAAAAUUAUAACAUUGAGAGCCAUAUCAGAGAAGACAUAUAUCUCACUAUUUUGAAUGAGUUAGUGAAAGAAAGUGAGUGCACUCAAGGUUCCAACUUAAUAGUAUGUCGAGAAAACGGAAGUGAAAGAAAUUUUCAGGAAGACUCACUUCGAACUAAUGAUAUGCUCCAAAACAUUGAAACCCUAAUAAGUGAGGAUGUGUUGGCACUUUUCCUACAAGAAAUGAUUAGAGAAUGGAACAGUUUAAUUGAAAAUUAUAAUGUUGUUAGCCACACCAGAGGAGAGAUACAUCAUAUCGAGCCUAGUGAGCUUGUCAAAGAUACUGCCAUCUCUGCUCAUAUCAAAGUAAAGGAAUGUCAAAAUGCUCUAAGAAAUAACUUCUUUCCAGAAGAUUCAUCAUCUCGUAACAUGUUUUUUCAAUGUUUAGAAUGCCUUGUUAGGGAGGACAUAUUAUCCGUUUUAUUCAGGACAAUGGUACUGGAAUGGAAUAUGGAGAUAGAAAGUUAUAUAAUUGAGAAUCUCAUCAAGGAUGAGAUAAAUGGGAUUGCCAUCAAUGGGGCAGUCAAAGAUGUUAAGAUUUACCUAACAGAAUGUCAAGACACCAGGAAUAUGGACAAUUAUAUGGAAGAAUUACCAUUCAUCCAUGAGUUUCAAAGUUCUAAACAGAAGGAAAAUGAGAACUUGAUACACAAAUUGGGUUCUCUGUCCAGAUGUUUUGAUGUGAAGGACAAAAUGACUGUAAGUGAGAUCACUGAUUUGGUGAAACAAAAUCUGCAUCUUGACCUUGUCUCUCCGGAACACAAAGAGUUAGAUGAAAGGAACAUUCAGACUGAAGGGAUGUUGUUUGAAAAUGACAAUGUUCUAGCUUCAGCAAGUAAUAAUCUAAAGAAGACUUGGCGACAAAUAAUUAUAAAUAAGGCUCAGUUGAGGGAAAUGGGAACCGCAUUAGGCUUUGCAGUUGAAGAUUUAGAACAGGUUGACAAUCAAAUUACUCCAAUAAAAGAAAUUACACAAGAUGGAGAGAACUCCUUUGGCUUACCAAAAAGGAAAGAAGAGUUGCAAGCGAUUGUAAUGAAAAUUUUGAAAGAAUAUGGGGAUAUCGAACACAUGAUGAAUGAAAAAUUUAAACGAAAUACUUUGAGAUUGGAGGAACUGCAAUAUCAAUUAGAUAUACUUGUUGAGCAUGUGGCCUCACUACAGAAAAAGGAGUUGCUUUAUAGGAAAGCUUUUACAAGGAGAUGUUUUGACCUUCAGAAGGCUGAAGCUGAGGUUGAUCUUCUUGGUGAUGAAGUAGAUACACUUCUGAGCCUUCUUGAGAAGAUAUACAUAACAGUAAAUCACUAUUCACCUGUUUUGCAGCAUUGUUUUGGGGUUAUGGACAUCUUAGACUUGAUUAGAAAAGAAUUGAGUGGUAUAUCUGUUUGUAGUCUCCAUAAACAAUAAAAGACUUCCAUGACAAGUAUGGUACUCUCUCUCUCUCUCUGUUCCAGCCUCCUUUCUUU
Telopea speciosissima is the source of this 4172-nucleotide messenger RNA. RefSeq lists its product as uncharacterized. The coding region runs from base 100 to 4113 and encodes 1337 amino acids. NCBI's taxonomy places the organism in Eukaryota, Viridiplantae, Streptophyta, Magnoliopsida, Proteales, Proteaceae. The transcript has 4 exons. The record is from RefSeq and is a predicted model, not a curated record.